Molecule: messenger RNA, 7783 nt
Organism: Gopherus flavomarginatus (Mexican gopher tortoise)
Lineage: Eukaryota; Metazoa; Chordata; Testudines; Testudinidae
Gene: VASH1
Product: vasohibin 1
Exons: 7
Coding region: 1149-2201 (350 amino acids)
Biological process (GO): regulation of angiogenesis
Cellular component (GO): cytoplasm
Source: RefSeq, a predicted model, not a curated record
GCCCGCGGGUGUGUGAUCCCAGCACGCGGCUGGGGCAGCCAGAGCCGAGGUAUCAGCGGUCCCGGGACGGCCUCGGACGGGGGCUCUGUUACUCCGCAUGCAGCAGCUGCCGCAGCCCACUGUCCAGCCGGUUCUCCUCGCCUCGGCAGCCAGGGGUCGCCGGGCCUUUGUCUCCCGCCCCUCGGCCUCUGCAGCCUCACCAAGAGCCACCCCCCGGACUGCGCUUCCUCCGCUCUCCGGCUCCAGCAGCGUCCUCCUCCCCCGGCACGGGGGCCGGAGCCUGGCCUGCCCUGGUCGCCGGCCCCUGUUGCAUUGUGACCCUUCCUGAGCUCAGCAGGCGCAAGCAGGAGCUCGGACUGAAGCGGCGAUGGCAUUUGAGGCGGGUAUCCAGAACUGCCCCGGGGCGGCUCGUUCCUGGAGCGAACAAAGCCUCGGGGGCUGAUUGCCUUAGUCUGUGGCCAUUCGCUUUUGUUUGGGUCUAAUGGUCUUAUUGUCUAAGGGCGGCUGCAGUUUCCCCGGUGUCUGGCAGGCAGUGUCUCUAGCGGGUUAAUUUUCCUGCACCGAGACAAAUACUUUGAGGUGGUAUGAGCCUGUCGUCACUCAGGUGUGUGAUCUGCCUCUGCCCCUGCUCCUGCCCCUGAGCUCUGCUUUGGUGUAGUACUUCAUCGAUCCGCUCCUACUGAUUUUAACGGGCAAUCUCUUGCUAGGUCAGUGGAACCUUUUUUUUUUUCCUCCCUUUUUUUGGGGGGAGGGGGGUGUGUGUGGCCUGAUCUGAAUAUACAGCCCCCUGCUGUCCUUGCUGUUUUAUAACGACCUUUUCAUUGUUCUGCGCCUGUCCGGUUCUGCCUGCUCCAUCACGGGUGACCAUUUUUUGAAAAAAAGUCUAAUCUAUGGUGCAUCUCCAGGCCACUUCGUUUGUUUUAUCGGGGCCCUGCCUUGACUCUUCCUUCUGGUUUGAUGUGAGGAAACAACCUCCUGUUGGGUAAAAUAUACCUUGAUAUUGCACUGUUCUUAUGUGAAUGGGCCACGCCCUUUUUUCCUUAAAGGGCCUCUGCAUUAGGCUGCCAUGUGCUGCUCUGUCUCUGGCAGGCUGAGGGGGGUGGUGGGCAUAGGGUUGUAAUCCACCAAUUUCCAAAGUGCAGACUGGGAUGCCAGGGGGGAGAACGGGGGGCAGUGGCGCUGCUGCCACCAAGCGUUAUGAGGCCAGCGAAGAGGCAACUCAGAGAGAAGAAGAGCAGGAAGAUGAUGGUGAUGAAGAUCUGCGAGAUGGUGGAGUUCCUUUCUUUGUGAACCGAGGAGGGCUACCCAUUGAUGAGCCCACCUGGGAGAGAAUGUGGAGACAUGUGGCCAAGAUUCACCCUGAGGGAGAAACGGUGGCUCAGAGGAUUCGAGGAGCCACAGACCUACCCAAGAUUCCCAUACCAAGUGUGCCUGCGCUCCAGCCGUCCACCCCCAUCCCUGAGCGCCUGGAAGCCAUACAGCGCUACAUCAAGGAGCUUCAGUACAAUCAUACUGGGACGCAGUUCUUUGAAAUUAAGAAGAGCAGACCUCUGACCGGGCUAAUGGACCUGGCCAAAGAAAUGACCAAAGAGGCCCUGCCAAUCAAAUGCCUGGAAGCUGUGAUCCUGGGAAUUUACCUCACCAACAACAUGCCCACACUGGAGCGUUUCCCCAUCAGCUUCAAAACUCACUUCUCAGGGAACUACUUCCGCCACAUUGUGCUGGGGGUGAACUUUGGGGGCCGCUAUGGAGCACUGGGCAUUAGCCGGCGAGAGGAGCUCAUGUAUAAGGCGCCCACCUUCCGCACACUGAGUGAGCUGAUCUUCAACUACGAGGAGGCAUACCACCGCUGCUGGCACGUCCUCAAAAAGGUGAAGCUGGGCCAUUGUGUGUCCCAUGACCCACACAGUGUGGAGCAGAUUGAGUGGAAGCACUCCAUUUUGGAUGUGGAAAAGCUGGGCCGUGAGGACUUCCGCAAGGAGCUCGAGAGACAUGCCCGGGACAUGAGGCUAAAGAUCGGCAAAGGAACAGGGCCACCAUCUCCCACGAAGGAUAGGAAGAAAGAUGUGUCCUCCCCACAGCGGGGCCAGUCCAGUCCACACCGCCACAACAGCCGUGGGGAGAGGCGGCUGUCUGGUGAGAAGAAGCCUGCCGAAUCCAAAGCCAUGCCAGACCUCAAUGGUUAUCAAAUCCGGGUGUGAAGAGAGGCACACCUUGUGUGCCGGGCUCCAUUGACUCCUCAUUGGCCACACUUGAAACCAGGAUCACCUGUAGCAAGCUCAACAUGGGGAAGGGGAAGUGGGAGUGGAGGGCUGGUCUUCCAAGGUACUUCUAUCAGGCCUAUCCCUGAGCUGUAUCCUGGAGGUCAGACGAGUCACCUGCCUGUCUUGGGAAGAACACUUUUUUUUAAUUCAACAAAACAAGUUUAUAAGAGAACAGAUCUGCCAGUUGAUGGGAAGGUCCUGCAGGAUGCUUGGGAGGGCUCCUACUGUGAUGUGGUGAGGGGUGGAGUGAGUGAGGCCAAGCAGAGCUCAGGCUUUGCAUGGAAUCCUUUGGACUGACAAAGACGACAGGUGGGGCAUUUUAUCCACAGUGCCUCUUCCUCUUCUAUGCUGAAGGUCUCAAGCCAGCACAAAGCCCCUGGGCUUGAAGGAGGGGAAGGUAUUGUAAUGGAAAGGCCCCUGCCUCUGGUAAAGGAAGGAUUUCUGGUUUUGUAACUUCUGUGUAUUUUGCUACUAUCACUCUUGUUGGGGAGGGAGUGAAAUACACGAUCACCUUUCCCCAUCCCCUGUGCCUGCAGGGAAGAGGAAUAAGCCCUGGAAUAAUUAAUAUUUGCAUCACUAAUGAAAAUGCAACCUGUCAGUGAUGUUGAGAGCCUCAUAUGCAGUGAAUUCACCACUCUAACAUUCCGUUGGGUCUGCAAUGUAUCCCCCCUAUGGCUCAUUGACUCUAUGGGGGAUGAGUGUGUCUCCUUUCCUGUGAGGUGCUGUGGAUACUUCCCUUCAUGGCAGGCUGUUCAGGAAAUGCCCAUGCCACUGUAACCUGGAAAUGGGCUGCUGGACAGCCCCAUCUGUGGGGAUGGGUGCUUAACCAAUAAGAUAGUUGGAAACUGUCUCCCCCACUUCCUUCUCAGUGGUGGUAACUGGAAGCUGCAGGGAAAGCUUUGGCCACUGAGGUGCAACUCCACCAGGAGGCAAGUGACUCUGAUGCACAUGAGUAGCCUUCACAAGCAUUUUUCUCUCCAGAAAGGAAAGAGCUGCAAUUUUUCCUUGCUGGGUUGUAACAUUAGUCUCAUGGGGGGGCUCUUCAUUCCCAUCCUGGCCACUUGCUUAACCCUGGAAUAUUCAAGGCACCACAUCAAAUUCCCACUUUCGCUCUUGUGCUUAUGAAGCUACUAUUGUGACACCUUGCACUUCCCCCUUAGAAUCUGGCUUCAUCUCACCCUGUGAGGAAGGGCUACUUUUCCUGGAUGCUCAGAGCCACAGUGGAAUUUUGGGAACCAGCCUUGAAACAGAAGGGUCCAGGGUCCAGUGUAGUGCUCUGCUCAAGGGGCCAGUGUGCUGGUGAAUCCUUAAGCAAAAUAAGAUAGUGUUUUGUGGUCAUGUUGCCGUGUUCAGCCCCACCCUUUGUCAACAUCCACAGCUGGCCAGUGCCUGCUGGAGUGCCUCUAAAAGUGAGGCAUACUACCUCUAGGAACACACAGGGCACUGCUGCAGCAAAUCCUAUGUGGUAUCCCUGAGGAUGCUUUCAGGAAACAUGCUAUUGGAGGUAGGGUGGGGAAAUGUUUCUCAGAUUGAAAUAAGGAGGGGUGCUGCACUGUUGCUGUAGGGUAAUAGCUCCCAAUCCUUUCAUGCACUGGUCUACCACUCCAUGCUCCCUCCUUCCUUUCAUCUGUGGAGGUUUUGGAGCAACCUAUGCUCAGGCUGGGCAAGAGGGGCAGAAAUAAAUGGGAUGUGCUGCCAUAUUGAGUCCAAGCCAGAAGCUCAUGCCCAAGUUAAACCUUGGGUACCAGCUCAAUCAAGAUUGAAAUGUCUGUGGGGAAUCACUGUUCCAGGUUGUCCCAUUUCUCCUAACUGUUCAGUCUGGCCCAUUUUGAUUGCAGUGGUCCGUCUGUCCUAGGAGUAGGGAGCAUAGCUGUGUGCCUGUCCUCUUCCUGUUUGUUCUGACAGUGUACUUAACAACACUAUUUGUUAAUGAGUACCAUUCUCCAGCAAGAGGGGCUGGCCCUUCCAUCUGACUAAAGCCUUGGCAGCUCACAAAUUUCCAUUCAAAGGAGAGGCACAGCUAAGCAGUCCACAUGCUGCAUGUCAGAACUGAGGAGCAUUGGCAGAUAUGCGUGUGGGGCCCAAAACUUGACAUACCAGGGGUGCUGCAGCUCAUGGCGGAAUUGAUUCAGAGAGGGAGGUGAGAAGCAAGGGGUGAGUGGGUCAAGCCUGAGGCAUGUUGACAUAGAUAGGGAAUGGCAAAAUGUUUAACAUUCAGUCCUCUUACACUACAAAAAGUGUCUAGACAUUUAUGAAAUCUGGCUGUAUCCAAAUCAUGUUAAACAUUCUGUAUUCUUUCUUGCCUGAGUGGAUGCUGGAAUCAUGACUGACUAUAACUAUGGUAGAUAACUGGGCUUUCUGGCAUAACAAUGCUGUCUUUCUCUCCUCUGCCCAUGCUGCUUGCCCUGGUCUGUUUCCCCCAAGAGUAGUAGCCUGACUGCUAGACCCAAAGAUGGGACCGUGUUGUAGCUUAAGGAUGAAAUUGGCCCUUUCACUGUAUCCCAAACCUCUGUAAGAAAGUGAGUUUAAUGCUAUUAGGAAUGAAUGAUGGCAAUGGGCCUGGAUUAAUCAAUAAUCCUUAAUGGUUCCAGAGCAAAACAUGGAACCAGGUGGAGUCCAGGGCAGAAGAUUUUGUCCAGUACUAGCUUGGAGUCCUUUUAAUAAGGUCUUAUAAAAAUAUCACCAGUGGGGUUUUUAUUAUGUGUUUAAAUUCCACUUCUUCAGGUUCUCCUCCUUAUAUGUUCCUUAGUCUAUACAGCUCUGAAACCUGGAGGGAGGAAGUAUCAGAGAGGUAGUUGUGUUAGGCUGGAUCUGUAAAAAGUGACAGAGUCCUGUAGCACCUUAUAGACUAACAGACGUAUUGGAACAUGCAUCUGACGAAGUGGGUAUUCACCCACAAAAGCUCAUGCUCCAAUAUGUCUGUUAGUCUAUAAGGUGCCACAGGACUCUUUGUCUCUCUUGUUGGGAAGGAAGUGCCUCCAUACAUGAGCCAGACCAUACUUGCAUUGUAUAUGUCAGGUGUGACCACAUUGUGGCUUGUGAGCCUUGUGUGGCUCCUUAACAGUUAAAGUGCGGCUUGUGGAGCCCUCCAUGCCCCCACCCUCAUUCUCCACCUACUAGCUGCCUUCCCUGUGGGGAGGGGGGUCUCAGGGCUUUAGCCCUGCAGGAGGGCGUUGGGGCUCAGGACGUGCCCCAGCAGGUGACACACUGUGGGGCAGGCUGUCCAUGUCUUGUGCUCUCGAACUUCUGAUUAUCUUAUGUGGCUUGGAGGGUCAAUAAGUUUUGCCAGCCCUGGUAUAUGUGGUCAACCAGGGCUACGGAGAGAGGGCCUUAACUGAAUUCCUUUAGCAAGACCAUUUUUAAAUAUGAAUGCUGGGUUCAAACACAGCUCUUCCUAACACUUCUGUGGUGCUGGUGUAGACAGGGCCUCUUGUUCCACACCCUUCAACUUAAUUCUACAACUGUCUUAAAGUGGCAGUGAAUAGAGACCAAGGGGUUCCUCCCUGGGGGUACGCUGGCAUGGUACAAAUGUACCAGGCUGACAGCUGAAAAGUGGGCUCAGGUCUCCAUCAGCGUCUGGGCAAUAGUCUAGGCUUCUGAGACUCCAGUGUUGUUCUGAAACCACUCUGCAGUGGCUUACUGCAUUUCAUGGUAUGCACCAGCUGGGGGAUCUGUAAUGCUUUGUAUUUAGGUGUGAUUAUCCUGCCCCUUGUGACACCCAGUUCGUAUGUACUGCACAUCUCUAUAGUGUACUCUAUACCUUGCCACUUAGAGUAGAUGACUCCAGAGCUUUGUCUUGGAUGUAGUUUGUAUUUAGCAGGAGAAUGAGAGGUAAGUUAUUUGCACAGUAGCAGAAAAACAAGUUAUUUGCUGUGUUGAUGUUACCAGAGCCGUUUUAUGUGAAGAAUGUUGCCAUUGUAUUGCAGCUAAAACCCUGAACCAGACUCUGACCCCAUCAGUCACCUGAAAGGCUGGUUCACAUGUGGUACAUAUAAACUGAAACAAGUGUCCCUAAAAUAGUCACUUACAAAGGCCAAGAAAUCACAGGGUAGAAAAGAAUCCUACAUUGCUAAGGGGUAGAAGUCUGCACUAGAUAGGAAGAAGUAGGCCUGAUCUAACUGCAGAGGCCCUUGCUACUGACAUGGGCAGGUUGUUUUAGGCACUUAUUCCUUGUAAUUGAAAUAUCCACGGGACAGCUGUAAACUGGGCAUGCUUUUACCCGUGUCUUACUUGUGAGUCUGCUUCGGUGAAACAGCACCAUGUGCUCGAACAGUCUUGCACUGUUGCCCUGUAUCUAAUAUAUAGAAUCUGCAUAGGAGGGAGCCUGUGAUCCAACUCAGGUCAGCAGUUGUUCUUGCUUGGCUCCUGCUCUGCCAAAACAAGGUGGAGUCUGUAUGCAGAUGUUUGUUCAUAUCAUCACCACUCACCUUCAGGGUGGUGCCUAGGCACUCACUGUCUGCUCAGGAGCAAACCAGCUUAGGCCAAGAAGGCAACUGAAUCUUAUACCUCUGCAGAGCAGAGUUUUCCCUCCAGCCUCCAGGGCAGGGCAGGGCUGAGAUGGUGCUAGUGGGACUUGCAUAGUCUCUUCCAUGCACAUCAGUAUUUAUUCUGUUUACUCUAUGGUACAACAGAACCAUUUACAUUUUAUCACUGAUACAGCCCAGAACUAACCAAGAAAAGAAGGGUUUCUUUCUUUAUGGACUGUUUCAUGUGUGUUGUUUUUUGUUUUUUGUUUUUUUUCUGUAAUUAACCAGUUGUGGGUCUGUUUUUCUAUAGUUAACCCAGAACCUGUAUCUAGAUUUAGUUCUAACUGCACCUAUGUAUCAUAUCAGUAUUUCCUCUUCCUUUCACAUUAGAAAAUAAAGUUCUUGUCUGCACAGCCCUUGCCUUGUGCAGAGAAAAAAAUGAAAACUGCCUCUGAUUUCAUUGUUGUUGAUGGAUAAAACCAGAGCCCAGGUGCUGUUUAAACUUCUAGUCUGGCUGUAUGGUGAGGCUAACUCUCUGGAGAAGACAUGCAUCCUAUUCAAGCACCAAAAGGGAAUAAAUACAGGUGGCUUUCAUAGGGAAGUGGAAAGAACCCUAGACCAUCCCCCCUCAUUCAUCUUCUGGGUUGGUCAAUAUGCCCAUGCUAGCCAAAGCCUACUCAGAGCAGGGAUGAAAUACAUGGUGUUUUAGCACCAGAAGAAAGGAGCUGAGCAACCAGGCUCUUUUCAUACUACUAAUCGAGCUGAGGCAAACUUCGAGAUGAUGGGGUGGUCCAAAGGGUGCUGUGGCCUGGAAGCAGAACUCUCCUUCUGUGGGUAAGAGAGGUCGGUCUUCAGCUAAACUUCAAUAGAUCGGCCAGACAGCCAUCCUCACGAGAUCAGCAGGUACUGACCAAACUUAUGAGUUCUCACAGUCAGGGCUGUCUAAAGCAUAUGUCCUCACCAACUCAGUCUCUCUGGUGAUUCUUUCUUAAAGCACAGAGUAGACUAAUAAAGCAGCUGCAAAAUGGUCCCUUCCCCCUGAGGGAGGAAUCA